Gryllus bimaculatus (two-spotted cricket) is the source of this 2484-nucleotide messenger RNA. NCBI's taxonomy places the organism in Eukaryota, Metazoa, Arthropoda, Insecta, Orthoptera, Gryllidae. The record is from the annotation of a GenBank genome assembly.
AUGGGGCCCAGGAAUAGCUCCGCGCCACGCAGUGCCACACCACGUCGCCGCUGUCGCUGCCGCCGCCGCCGCGAAUUGUUACGUAAAGAGCGGCCGCCACGUGACAUUUGCGCUCGCCCGCGCCAAGGUCCCGCUCUGGCACCGGCGCCGCCGACGCCGCCGGGCGGAAGAACGCACUGCCCCGCCCUUCCCCACCCGGCGACGGCCCCGCCCCCCUCGGGCGUCCCGACGCAAGGAGGCGACCGCGAACGCGACGCGCAGACUUCUCGCCGGGAGGAACCACACAAGUUUUACAUCGAUGCUCAACUGUCAUUCUCCACUAUGGCGGCUCACAUAUGUGUCACUUUGUCGGGACCAGCUUUAUCUUUCUUAAUAUACGAAAACGUGAAAUGUUAUUGUGACCAGGAGGGGUUCCUAGUUGGAGAAAUAAUUAGCCAUGUGACUGAUACAAUAAGUGACUCUCAAAUUCGUGGAGAGAAAACGGAGACAAUAAUUAGUGUAAAUUCUCUUAUGCCUAUUCCCAGUUGUUUGUCUUUUUAUAAUGGCGUUGGGAAGAUAAAUGAAGAAAAACUGAAAUCAUUUUUGAAAGAUAAGUCAAAAGAAGUAAUUGGUUGGUAUAGCUUUCGAAGAAAUUCAUCACUUGUGCCUCACCUUCGAGACAGAUUGCUUCAUAAGGAGUUGUCUGCAGCUGUACCUCAUGUGUCUCCUGAACAUUUUACAAUGUGUUUGUUGAACACUUCUAUAUCAAAUGGGGGCUCUACACAUGUUUUCAACCACAAGUUCUUAAGAUAUCGGCAUAGUAAAUUUGAAGCCUUACCUAUGCAGAUUCACAAUUUAGGAGAAACACAACCUGAAUAUAAAAUAGUACCCAGUACAACCAGUCUUUCCGAGUCAUUUAAUAAUAUUAUUGCUUCUCUAAAAGUCAGUCAUGAAAGUGGAUCUGAUGAAGCCCUUGUUUGCCAUAUUCAGAGGGCCCUCCAAGAGCAUUUACGAAGGUUGAUAAACGAUGUGGCGCAAUCUGAAAUACGUGUAGCUGAGCUAGAAAAGGAAGUUGAUAUGCUGCGACAACAACCUGGGCCAAUGCCUAAUGAAGUUCUUCUGCCUCAACUACUCCGGGAAGAUCUAAAUGACACUAAUAAGCUGGAAUCAAGUGAAAGUGAUGAACCACCUGUUCUUACUCCCUCAAAACCUAUUAAACGAUCUCAGAGUCCCACCACAGAUAUCUGCAGUAAUCACAUUGAAAAUAGAGUAGAAGAAGGUGGUGGUGGUGGUGGUGAUGUUUCCUCUUCAAAUGAACCCUUUGCUUAUGUAACAGAAAUGAAGGCUCAAAUGAGUCAACCACACUCAUCUCAGCCAUCUUCGUCCAUUGCAGUUGAAGGUACCAGUUCUGUAAAGCGGCCAAUAGAAAGAGGCAGAGGCAGCGGGCGAGGCGCUGGGAGGGGGACUCGGAAGACGCAACAGCAGCAACAGAAACAACAACAACAAACAUCCCUCCAGCAGCAACCCCAGAAACAGUCUUCACCAAAGCCUGGUGAUAAUUCAGAGUGUGCUGCUGCUGCUUCCAGGAGAAGCGGCAGUGCUGGGGCAUCCCCUGUGCGUGGAGGGACAACAGCCAGCAAUGCGAGAGGUCCUAAACGUUGUGGUUAUGCUCAGGCCGUGAAGCGAGCUGGAGCGAAUGCUGAGUCUCCAAAACCAGUUACCAGAUCACAAACUGCUAAUACUAGUUCACAAGAAUAUUGAAUACAUUUCUUUUCAUUUGAUUUCUUUUGUUUUGUCAUAUAUGCUACCAAAACUUUUAAAUGAAUAUGAGAUGAAAAAUUUGUUGUUGCUCACAGCAUUUUGUUCAAAGUUUGAGACAGUGUUGUAAUAAAUAAUAUUCAAUGACGUAAACACAGUAUAAGCAAGACUUAGGAGAAUUAAUUCAAAAAGUGUAAUUUAAAUAUUCCUGCUCAGCAGUUCUGAGUCUGAGUUAGUGAAAUAAUCUGUAAAUUUCCCUAUAAAAUAUAGUAAAUUGUGUUUCUUAAUAUAAAAUUUUUGCACAUUAUAUAUAAUACAAUAAUUCUGUGGAUCAUUGAGUGUGUUAAACAGAAAAAUACUGUUUUCAUGCCACAAGCUAUUUAUUUAAAUAAAAACAUCUUUGUUCAGGUAGGGGAGACAGUUUUUGUAGCUGACGUGUUAUCUAAUUAACUUCGGGAAGAAGCACAAGCUAUGAUAUUUUCAUACCAAUACAUAUUUCAUUGUAUAAACAAUGUUACAAUAAGCAAAGAUGUGACUUUGUCUUCACUGGGUAUGGUACUUUACAAAUUGUUUUUGUAAGUAAUAUGUGUUUUAUCGUAUGUAUGUGUAAUUGUGAGUCUAAAAAGAAUGUAAGUGAAUAUCAGUUUAUUUAACUAGUGGUCAGUAUGUAUGGGAAUCUGAAAAGUCCAGUUUCAGUAUCUCAGAACAAUUUUCAAUUCAUAGGGGCCAUUUGAAGUCUCUAAUUUU